AGGCCUGGGACAUUGCUGCCAUGACUCAUGUCUGUAAACAGUGGGUUACUUUCAGCAAAGCUAAAAAAAAAAAAUAUGUUUUUACGGCCCUGAUCCAUGUACACAGAGAAAGAAUGCAUGUUAAAAAAAGACCAUGCAUAGGGAAAAUGGGUUAUAAUGACAUGAAAAAUGUAUUUAUUUUCUUAGAGCACACAUUAGGUACGAAUGUGCUCAAGGUAAAUGACCAUUUAUGAGGCUAGUAGGGAGUUAACGUGAAGUGGACUUUAGCUUGAUGACAUAACAAAGUUCAAAUUCACAGCAGAUGCCUUUUACUUGUCUAAACACCAACAUCAGUUUCUGACAUGAGUUCCUGGGAAAAACAAGACAAAUGAAGAAGAAUAUUAACAAUCAAGCAAAGGAAUUAGAUCCUGUAACAUAAGAUGUUGCGAAGACCAUCAAAAAGGCUUUGCUUCAUUGCAUUGUUUUCUAUUUUGCUUUUGGGAAUAUUUAUCACUUAUUUGAUGAAUUUCACUUCCUUGCUAACUCCUGUCUCAAGACAAUAUAGCAAUGAAAUGUGGAUCGCUCAAAGGAACCGGAAAAACACUUUAAAAUCUGUAUGCCUUCAGAAUAAUCUGACCCACCCAUACACCACAACAUACCUAUCUGUUGCUAAACAGCUAUUUAUUGAAGAAAAUCAUAAGAUAAUUUAUUGUGAGGUGCCCAAAGUGGGCUGUUCCAACUGGAAGAGGUUACUGUUCCAGCUAAAACUGAACCUGACCAUCAAUCCGGAAUACAUUGAACAUGAGGCUGUUCAUGAAAUAACCCUUUUUAAGAAGCUUGCAGACUAUCCUCCUGACCAGCAAAGAACAAUUCUCAAUACAUACACCAAAGUGAUGUUUACUCGAGAUCCACUGCAAAGAAUUGUCUCAGCGUACAGAGACAAAUUUCUUCAUUAUACUGGUUUUUAUUAUGGAAACACAAUUGCAAAUAAAAUUAAGUCAAAGUUCAAAGGUCACACCAAUUCAUCAAAACCAGUAUCCUUUCAUGAGUUUGUUAAUUUCAUUGUUGAAGAGAAACCUGAAGAUCUUGAUAUACACUGGAGACCUAUGCACUAUUUGUGUGAUCCAUGUAAUAUAGACUACAAUGUACUGGGCAAGUUCGAAACACUCAAACAAGACUCAGACCAUGUUCUGCAAAUUGUUGGUGCCCCAUCCAACCUCAGAUACCCAGAAAUUAAGAAGUACAAUGAAUCCAGAACAGAUCCCAAAAUAAGUGCUACAUUUUUUCAAAGGCUACCUAUAAAAUUAUUACAACAACUCUUGGAACUAUAUAAACUGGAUUUUAUUCUAUUUGGAUAUUCAUAAAUAUCUGCAACAAAAUAAUGUAUUUGUUGAAGAGACACUGUCACAUUGAUUAUUUAGGGGACAGGUCUUCUGGAACCCCUGAUACACUCACCUUGCCAACACUUACCGCCAAUUCUGCCUCGGUUGCAGCUGGCACUAAAUUACCUAGUGUGGGCUUGUGCUUGAUGCUAAAAGAAGAGGUGACAUCACUCCCUUGGUCAUGUGACUAGUGAUUUGCUGCUAAUAUUAAAGGGGUGUUCCAGCAUUUAUUUUUAAGUUUAUUAAAAGUCAGCAGCUACAAAAAGUGUAGCUGCUGGCUUUUAA
Rana temporaria (common frog) is the source of this 1646-nucleotide messenger RNA. Its product is annotated as carbohydrate sulfotransferase 9-like. Gene Ontology annotation, biological process: proteoglycan biosynthetic process; carbohydrate biosynthetic process. Lineage: Eukaryota; Metazoa; Chordata; Amphibia; Anura; Ranidae. The record is from RefSeq and is a predicted model, not a curated record. The transcript has 3 exons. Gene Ontology annotation, cellular component: membrane. Gene Ontology annotation, molecular function: sulfotransferase activity. Bases 420 to 1343 code for a protein of 307 amino acids.